AUGCAACAACCACAACCAUCAACAAAUGACAAUAGUAAAUCUAUGGAUUUAGAUGAUGAAAAAAUGAUGCAAUUGGAACAAAAUAAAAUUCUUUUAUUUAAUUGUAAUGAAAUUGUUGACUUCAACAGUGGCGAUAUUAUUUUACCAACAAGAAUAACUUGUUAUUGUAGACAUCAUAAUGAAAAAGUUGGAUUCCGAAUAAAAGAUCAUACAAAUGAUGUUAUUGCAACAGGAAUGUCACCUCCAAUCAUGAUAACUGAUGAUCAUAAAUCAUCUAAAACAAAGAAUGGAAUAGCAAAAAAACGUUUAAGAACUAAGCAUGGUCGUUGUAAUAUUGUUGAUUCAAAUAAUUCAUCUAAAAAAAAAUUAAAUGAUAGACAACGUCACACACCUUCCCCUCCUCUUCCUUCUCCUACCACAACCUCAUCUUCUUCUAGCAGUAUUUAUGGGAAUAGCAACAACAGUCAUAAUAAUUUAAUGAUGAGCAUUUCGCCGAUUGAAACUCAACCAGAUUCUUCACUAUUAAACGUUAUUCCAAAUGAUGACUCAAAAGACAAUCUGUCGUCUUUAUCUCCAUCUCCCGAAUUACCAAAAAACGCAGACAGACCAUAA
Molecule: messenger RNA, 612 nt
Organism: Entrophospora sp. SA101
Lineage: Eukaryota; Fungi; Glomeromycota; Glomeromycetes; Entrophosporales; Entrophosporaceae
Source: the annotation of a GenBank genome assembly